AUGAUUGAACCAACGCGCGACACUAUGGUGCGCUCACCGAUGCGUCAAAACCGAUCCGUACUCGUUACCUUUCUCGCAGCGCUCGUUGCUUUAGCGGGGACUGUGGUUGAUGCGCAGGUAGGCGUAGAUAUCUGCGCGUGCCAGCCUAGCACCUAUGAGUUUACGUUAGACUUUGCAUCGACGCUUCCCGCCAACUGCGAUCUGGGCGAGAUUAUUGGUCCGGGUCUCAAUGAAACAACCUGCCGGAUUACGAGAUUGAAUGAUCCUAAUGAUGCAGGAGACCCAGACCUUAUGCCAGUUUCUGUAACUGAUAUUCAGGUUCUCGAGCUGGACCAGAAUUUACUGCCCCUAGUCCAGACACCAAUCGUUGGUGACUUUCGUAGUGGCGAUACCUUUCGAUACACUUCUAUAAUCGCCAAUGGCCUGGGUCCUGAUCCCAUGGCUGUUCCUCGUGGUUUUUUGAUGACCAUAAACGGCCGGAAUAGCCUUGACGAGGACUUGCAGCAACGCUGGGUCAUUUUGUACGACAACGACUGUGGUAUUUUCCCAAUUUUGUUUGAGGGUACGCAAUUGGGAUGGACGGUAUUUAGCGACCUUGGAGCCCCGCCUAUUGAAGUCUGUCCUUUGGCACCAGCACCAGUCACCGAUGCACCCUCGGUCGCUCCCAUUAUGGCGCCCCCACUUACCCCAACACCAACAGUGAUAGCUGCGGAAGUUUCGGAAUCCCCAUCUUUGUCACCUCUUACUCCAGGUACCGAAGCGCCCGUUUCUGCCCCACUAACAAAUGCCCCGGUGACUCGUGCCCCAGUCAAUCCACCCGCUACUGGUGCACCGGCAACCUCUUCUCCCGUGACACGAGCUCCUGUAUCACCAAACCCCAAGUCAUCCUUACCUAGCAAGGGGGGCAGCAAGGGAUCAUACGGCAUGCCGGAAAGUAGCAAGGGAUCAUACGGUAUGCCGGAAAGUAGCAAGGGGUCAUACGGCAUGCCGGAAAGCAGCAAGGGAGCAACGGCUGGCUCAGCGUCCUCCACGAGUCAGAAAUCUCAGAGUGAUGAACAGAGAAACAAGAAGCGUGGGGGAAUCAGACGCUUCUAA
Messenger RNA from Phaeodactylum tricornutum CCAP 1055/1, 1095 nucleotides. RefSeq lists its product with no specific name. The record is from RefSeq and is a predicted model, not a curated record. The transcript has 2 exons. NCBI's taxonomy places the organism in Eukaryota, Bacillariophyta, Bacillariophyceae, Surirellales, Neidiaceae. Bases 1 to 1095 code for a protein of 364 amino acids.